AUGAGCUCCCCUGGCACGGAGGGGGCGGGAAAGCCCUUGCAGUACCGCGUGGACCACCUGCUGAGCGCCGUGGAGAGCGAGCUGCAGGCAGGCAGCGAGAAGGGGGACCCCACGGAGCGGGAGCUGCGGGUCACGCUGGAGGACAACGACCUGUGGCUGCGCUUCAAGGAGCUCACCAACGAGAUGAUCGUCACCAAAAACGGCAGGGCGCCCGUCUCUUUCAGCAAAGUCAAACUCACCAACAAGCUCAACGGCGGUGGGCAGAUCAUGUUGAACUCUCUACACAAGUAUGAGCCAAGGAUUCACAUUGUGCGAGUGGGUGGCCCACAGCGGAUGAUCACCAGCCAUUCCUUCCCGGAGACCCAGUUCAUAGCUGUGACGGCCUACCAGAACGAGGAGAUCACAGCUUUAAAGAUUAAAUACAAUCCAUUUGCAAAGGCAUUUCUUGAUGCAAAAGAAAGAAGUGAUCACAAAGACAUGAUGGAGGAAGUGGGAGACAACCAACAGUCUGGGUAUUCGCAGUUAGGCAGUUGGCUUAUUCCUGGGACUGGGACUCUGUGCCCACCUGCCAAUCCUCACCCUCAGUUCGGAGCCCCCCUGUCACUCUCCCCUGCUCACAGCUGUGAAAGGUAUUCAUCGCUGAGGAACCACCGUCCUGCCCCCUACCCCAACCCCUACACCCAUAGAAACAACUCGCCAACAGCCUAUGCCGAUAACUCCUCUGCCUGCCUUUCCAUGCUGCAGUCCCAUGACAACUGGUCUUCUCUAGGAGUUCCCACACACACGACGAUGCUGCCUGUGAGUCACAGCACUGGCACAGCUACCAGCUCCAGCCAGUAUCCCAACUUAUGGUCCGUGAGUAACAGCACCAUCACGCCGGUGUCUCAAUCAAGCGGCAUGUCCAAUGGCCUGAGCUCCCAGUUUCUCCGCAGCUCUCCAGCGCACUACACCACCCUCCCACACCCAAUCCCGGCCACCUCCUCAGCAUCCCCCCUGUAUGACGGUGGGGCACCCACGGACCUGCCCGACAGCCAGUACGAUGCCUCUGCACAUGCCAGGCUCACAUCCACAUGGACGCCUGUUACCCCUCCUUCCAUGUAA
This is a messenger RNA of Mesitornis unicolor (brown roatelo), 1101 nucleotides long. RefSeq names its product T, brachyury homolog (mouse) (gene TBXT). The coding region runs from base 1 to 1101 and encodes 366 amino acids. Gene Ontology annotation, cellular component: nucleus. The transcript is spliced from 8 exons. Gene Ontology annotation, biological process: cell fate specification; heart morphogenesis; positive regulation of DNA-templated transcription. Lineage: Eukaryota; Metazoa; Chordata; Aves; Mesitornithiformes; Mesitornithidae. Gene Ontology annotation, molecular function: RNA polymerase II cis-regulatory region sequence-specific DNA binding; DNA-binding transcription factor activity, RNA polymerase II-specific. The record is from RefSeq and is a predicted model, not a curated record.